Molecule: messenger RNA, 747 nt
Organism: Capsaspora owczarzaki ATCC 30864
Lineage: Eukaryota; Filasterea; Ministeriida; Capsasporidae
Exons: 5
Coding region: 16-657 (213 amino acids)
Biological process (GO): DNA-templated DNA replication; double-strand break repair via break-induced replication
Cellular component (GO): GINS complex
Source: RefSeq, a predicted model, not a curated record
GUUUUGCCCCAAUCCAUGUUUCAAGACGACUUGGACGACUCGGCGUUUGACGCUGAACUGAACAACGACGUGCGGCGACUAAAACAGAGCUGGCUGAACGAGAAGAACGCGCCUGAGAUUCUACAAUUCGAGUCCGAGCUCGUCAAGGAUCUAACUGACAAUGUCCAGACCCAGAUUCGACAAUUGUCUGAAAUUCAAUCGUCGGACGUCAUGACCGCGUUUGCAAACAACCUCAAGCGGAUGGAGUACGACCGACUGCUUUUUGUCAUUCGCAGCUAUCUGCGCACCCGGCUGACCAAGAUCCAACGACAUGCCAUGUACAUUCUCAGCUCGGCUGAGAUGCGCCAGCGAUUAUCCCCAGAGGAGCUAAGAUUUACCCAUUCCUAUGUCACGCUUUCGGAACAACACUACUCGAAUUCGUGCUUGCACGACUUUCCUGAAAUGAUUCAACGGCUGGAUGAGAAGGGCAUGAUUCCAGAACCAGAUCUGCAAACCCAUGUCUUUUGCAAAGUUAUGGAGGAUGUUGGCGACGUUGAAAUCGAGCGUGCGGAUGUUUCCGGUGUCAAUUCCGUCACCUUGCUCAAAGGCGAUCAAUUCCUGUUGCGCUAUGAGCCUAUAAGGCCGCUGGUUGCAAACGGGUCGGUUGUUUUGCUUUAAUGCUUGUAGCGAUGCUUUGAAUGAAACGCAGCAUUGAUGUAAUUUUCAAUCGAUGUGCUGAGAAUAAUAAAAGACACAAUGUACAUGUAC